Phytophthora infestans T30-4 is the source of this 414-nucleotide messenger RNA. RefSeq lists its product as uncharacterized. The record is from RefSeq and is a predicted model, not a curated record. Lineage: Eukaryota; Oomycota; Peronosporomycetes; Peronosporales; Peronosporaceae. The coding region runs from base 1 to 414 and encodes 137 amino acids. The transcript has a single exon.
AUGAUUGAGUUGUUUGUCGAAGCUACUGAAUGGUGCAUCUGGCUCGGCGGCGCGUUUGGUUGGAGCGUCGUGCGUAACCCGUGGACGGAAAUUGCGUGGGCGGCGGCCGUCAGCCACUGGUCGGAGUUGCGUUGGGCCCUGAGCGGCGCCGUCGGCUGCAUGAUCACUAAGCCGGUGUGGUGUGCGUUGGGGCGGAUCGUCGGCGCCGUGUCGGCAUUCGAGGUCAAGUGGACCGGUCUGUGUAGGACGUGCGUCCGGUGCUACCGGAUUUCCGCCGACUAUGUGAGGAUUGCGGAAAGCACUCCUGCGGUACGCCACUGGAGGCUGUACGAGGCGUUGUUCCAGACGCCGAUUGUGGUGCUAGAGGAUGAAGCGGUAAGCGAAGCCGGCCUUGGUCGACUUGUUCACCGCUGA